This is a messenger RNA of Colletotrichum higginsianum IMI 349063, 1767 nucleotides long. RefSeq lists its product as uncharacterized. Lineage: Eukaryota; Fungi; Ascomycota; Sordariomycetes; Glomerellales; Glomerellaceae. Bases 1 to 1767 code for a protein of 588 amino acids. The transcript is spliced from 2 exons. The record is from RefSeq and is a predicted model, not a curated record.
AUGCCCCUCCACGGCCGCGCCCUCCUCGGCUUCCCCCCCGGCGCAAACGCCUCCGACACCGUCCUCGGCGGCGUCCACUUCAACCGCACCGCCCUCGACUUCUUCAACUACACCCUCUACACCAACGGUACCGUCUCCAACGGCUCCAACUGCUACGUCACCGAGCCGCCGUACACCCCCGUCUACCUCUUCCCCAACGGCACCUUCGUCAACUCCACCUGGUGCUACGACCCCAUCAACCCCAUCGGCACCCGCGCCGGCGUCGGUGUCGGCGUCGGCGUCGUCUACGCCUUGGCCCUCAUGCUCGUCCUCGCCAACCUCAAGAAGCACGGCGAGUCCCACCUGCCCGCCACCCGCCGCUUCUACCCCGUCGGCCGCCGCUGGCAGUGGUACUACGCCAUCCUCGUCUGCGUCGCCGCCUUCAUCAGUCUCUUUACAAACAUCGACGUCGACCGCUUCUACGUCAUCGGCCUGCCCAUCGUCAUCAACAGCUUCUUCUGGUUCCUGCUGCAGCAGUUCACCAUGGCCCUCGUCUGGGAGGCCGUCCGCCACUGGGGCAGCUGGAGCGAGCGCCAGGCCAUCGACCCGGACCCCUUUUCCCUGCGCGAUGGCGACCGCCGGAGCAAGGUCGAGUUCUGGAUGCCCUUGUGGUUUUAUUUCUGGUUAUGGCUGAACGUCUUCCUCAUCAUCCCCCGCAACUGGGGCGAGAUCGAGAAACAGCGCUCCCCCGACCAGACCGCCGCCCGCGCCGCCCCCAACGCCACCGACGGCCGCUUCAAGGCCGCCACCUUCUGCCUCGUCAUCUGCUGGCUCACCAUCUGCUUCUCCCUCCGCCACUCCAUCAACCACUACUACCCGCGCGACCGCGGCCUCGUCAACAAGGCCCGCGGCUGCCUCCGCUACACCCCCUGGCGCUUCCUCCUCAUCCUGCCCCUGGCCGCCUGCCUCGUUGCCUACCAGGGGCUCGUCUCCUGGAAUUUCGCCUACUCCGUCCUCAAUGCCAAGGCGAACCUCGCCGCCGUCUACGUCGGCGGCUACGGCCCCGCCCUGCUGAUCCUCUACAUCCAGAUCGCCUACGGCUUCCUCUCCCCCAACGAGGACCGCGAGCUCAUCCGCCAGCGCCGCGAGCGCGGCACCCAGAUCGACCGCGAGAUGGGCUACGUGCCCAAGCCUGCCUGGUGGCGCCGCGCCAAGAACGACGACCACCUCGUCGGUCGCAUGUCCAUGCGCGAGCGCAUCGCCAUGAAUGUCCGCGAGCUCGGCGGCGGCGCAGUCACGGCCCGCGGCGUCCAGCGGAACAUGGAGGCCAGGGCCGAAGAGCGCGAGCGCGCCGACCGCGAGAUCGAAAUGGCCAGCAUGGGCCGUGGCGGAGCCGGCGGAGGCAGUGCCGCGGCCGGCUCGAUGAUGACGACGACCACCACCACCACGUCCGCCCCUUUGAGGCCGGACUUUGACGCCGCAAACGGGGCGACAUUCAUUCCGUAUACCGGCAAGUCCGAACGCCGCCGGAACGAGCGGGCCUUGAAUGCCGCCGCCGAGCUGCUCUUCCCCGUCGCCGGCGGCGCGAGUCGGCCGGACCGCUCCUCCGAGCUCAUGCAGGACGGUCCGCCGCCCUCUUACUCAGACGUCCCCGGGGCCGGACGCGGCAGACGGCCCGACAGCCUCACGAGGCCGCCCGACCCCAGUCAACAUAGCAACAGCAGCAGCACGGCCGUCUCGGUGACCGGCCACCAGCCCCAGCAGAUCAAGAGCAUGCUGGAUAUCUGA